UUUAAUUUAUUUUUUAGUGUAUUUAUUGCAAAUAAAUUUACAGAACUAAUUGAGACAGAUGCUUCCAAAACAAAUUAACUAUAAUAAUAAUUAUUAUAUUCUAACACUGGGGGUAAUAUGCAAAAAAAUAAGUUAAAAAAGAGGAAAUUAAACAAGGCACAAAGUUCAACAUGGAUGAUUUUGAUGUAGUUCAAUUAUACAACCCAAAAAAUGUGAGAAUUUUUCUAAUUCUGCAUUUGUGUAAAUAAAACGUGGUUUGAAAUAGUAAAUUGACAAUAUUUUCGUGUUCAAAUGCGUUAGUCAAUGUUUUUUUUUCAGACCGAUUGGUUGGUUUUGACAUAAUUUCCUGUUUGUUUCUAGACUUUAAGGGGUUUUAUUUUGAAAGUAGCAGCUUCCGGAAGUACAUCACCGUUCUCCGACGGCACCGUUUACUUGUCAUUCAGACAUCCCGGGAAUUCAGCGCAACAAGAAACCAGCCACCGCGGCUCAGCCAAAAACAUUUUCCAUUGAACCCGCGUCCUGCUUCCCACAAAUCAACACGAAAACACAACAAGCCGUUUAAACGGGGAGGAAAGCGGCCGCUUCACGCGCUGCUGCAACAUGCUGUGAGGAGCGACCAGAGCCUGCAAGCCUGCGCUGCCGAGACCCUCUUCCAUCCUUCCAUCGUCACCGUAUAUGAUCCUACAUGAGGAGAGGGGAGAAAGCCGAGGGCUACAGACAGAUGAGACCCAAGACCUUCCCUGUCAGCAACUGCAAUGGCAACUUCAACGGCAACAGCCAGCAGAUGCUGCAGGAAAUACGCAACAGCCUGCGGAACCUGACCAAGCCCUCGGAUCUGCCCAAAGGGGACACCGGCGGACCAGGAAAGAUGACCCCUGAAGACCCGCGGCAGCAGGGCCGCAGCGGGAACCUCAAAAACCAACACCAGAAGGCCUUACAGGAGAUCCGCAAGUCCCUGGGUCCGUAUAAAGUAAACGGUUGUGGGGGCGAGGAGUCAACCACGUCCGGCGCCGAUGGAAACAAGUCCCAGGACGCAUCUGGGUUCGAGGAGCCAUCCGGCGGACGCCGUGGGGGUGGCGCUCCGGACUACAUGUUAAAGCUGAAUUACCAGGACCCAUUGAGGGAUCAGAUGACUGCGUCCAGUUCAAACUCUGCAGGCCUGAAAGUGCCCGAAGCCUUCCACAUGCCGCAGGUGGUGCUGCGGCGGCCGAGCUGGAAAGGUUCCAUGGAGUCUUUGGGCCCUCGCCACGGCCCAAACAUGGUGGACGGAAUGAUGUACCGCUCGGACAGCCCGGGACCUUCCCCUCCUUUCCCGCAGGGUCACCCAGCCGCCAACCAGAGGGUCAACCCCCCCUUGCCUCCUCAGAUGCGCAGCGUCACGCCACCUCCCAACCGCGGGACCGUUCCUCCUGCGUCGUCCUGGGACAACAACCCGUCGACCAACCGGCUAACUGGAAAUAUGGAUUUCUUUCCCCCCCGCAUCUCUCCGGUGCCGCAACCCCCUUGGGUUGAUGGGUAUCCCACCCCCGCAGCCCCAAACCAGCGAGGAAUCAGCCCCGCCUCUGGAAGUCAUCAGCCCAUCAUAAUGCAAAGCUCCGGGGGGAGCAAGUUCACCUUUCCCUCCAGCAGGACUUCGAGUGGCUCCUCCCAACUGGACCAUGUGUCAGGGGGGAGCAGGCAGCCCCCUCCCCCUUACCCUGUCAAUCAGAGCAGCUCCACUGACCCCCAGGUGGGGGGACCUGCCUCGUCUCCUUCCUACAUCAACGGUGGUAACAUCCCCCCCUCCCUGAUGUCCAGCAACCGGAACAGCCACAACCUGGAGAUGUACAGCAUGGCCCCCCAGCCCUGGCCCCAGAGCCAGCCGCCGCCUGCCAGCAACAGUAACCAGGACCUGUCCCCGUCGUGGCAGCACAACGUGCCGGCCCGCUCCAACUCUUUCAACACCCCCCAGCUGAACGGCAGACCCGCCCACCCCGCCAGCUCCCAACCCUCUGCCACAACUGUCACCGCCAUCACGCCAGCCCCCAUCCUGAACCCCGUCAGGAGCACCAAAGUCCAGAAGCCCGAGCUCCACACCGCCGUCGCCCCCACGCACCCACCCUGGAUCCAGCAGGGGGCGUUGCCUGGACCUACAUACUCCGAGCCCCCCCUCCCCGUUCCCCAGGCUCCCACCGAGGCACCCAGCUACCAGGGCCCACCCCCGCCCUACCCCAAGCACCUCCUCCAGCAGCAGGGCGCGCUCGGCCCGCCGGCGUACAAGCCGAGCAGAGAGGAGGCGAAGGCGGAGGAGGCGGCGAGCGGCGAGAACUCCAGAGAGAAGGCGCCGGACACCCCUGAGACCACGGAGAAGGAGAGGAAGCAGAUCACCACCUCGCCCGUCCCCGUCCGCCGCAACAAGAAGGACGAGCCCAGGGGGGAGUCCGGGAGGGUGCCGCUGUACUCCCCCCAGGCCUUCAAGUUCUUCAUGGAGCAACACGUGGAAAACAUCCUGAAGAACCACCAGCAGAGGAUCCGCCGGAGGAAGCAGCUGGAGAGCGAGAUGCAGCGGGUGGGCUUGUCCUCAGAAGCUCAGGAGCAGAUGCGAAUGAUGCUCUGCCAGAAGGAGUCCAACUACAUCCGCCUCAAGCGCGCCAAGAUGGAGAAGUCCAUGUUCAAGCAGAUCAAGACUCUGGGUAUCGGCGCCUUCGGGCAGGUGUGCCUGGCCAGGAAAGAAGACACGGGAUCGCUGUACGCCAUGAAGACGCUCCGCAAGAAGGACGUCCUCCUGAGAAACCAGGUUGCACACGUGAAGGCCGAGAGGGACAUCCUGGCAGAGGCCGACAACGAGUGGGUGGUGCGGCUCUACUACUCCUUCCAGGACAAGGACAACCUGUACUUUGUCAUGGAGUACAUCCCCGGGGGGGACAUGAUGAGCCUCCUCAUCCGGCUGGGCAUCUUCAAGGAGGACCUGGCGCAGUUCUACAUCGCCGAGCUGACGUGCGCCGUGGAGAGCGUCCACAAGAUGGGCUUCAUCCACAGAGACAUCAAGCCGGACAACAUCCUCAUCGACCAGGACGGACACAUCAAGCUGACCGACUUCGGCCUGUGCACUGGGUUCCGCUGGACGCACGACUCCAAGUACUACCAGAGCGGAGACCACGUGAGGCAGGACAGCAUGGACUUCAGCAAGGAGUGGGAGGAGUCUGCCAACUGCCGCUGCUCGGACCGCCUGAAGCCGCUGGAGAGGAGGAAGGCCCGGCAGCACCAGCGCUGUCUGGCCCACUCCCUGGUUGGAACGCCCAACUAUAUCGCCCCGGAAGUGCUGCUCAGAACAGGAUACACACAGCUCUGCGACUGGUGGAGCGUGGGCGUCAUUCUGUAUGAGAUGGUGGUGGGACAGCCGCCAUUCUUCGCCAACACGCCCAUUGAGACUCAGAUGAAGGUGAUCAACUGGAAGAGCACGCUGCACAUCCCCCCCCAAGCCAAGCUCAGCCCCGAGGCGUCCGAUCUCAUCGUCAAACUGUGCCGCGGCCCCGACGACCGCCUCGGCACAAACGGCGCCGACGAAAUCAAAGCCCACCCCUUCUUCAGGACCAUCGACUUCUCCAGUGACCUCCGGCAGCAGGUGGCGCCCUACAUUCCCACCAUCGCCCACUCCACGGACACCUCCAACUUCGACCCCGUGGACCCGGACAAACUGCGGAGCAUGGACAGCGAGAACAACUACAACGACACGCUGACGUCGCUGUUCCGCAACGGGAAGCACCCCGAGCACGCCUUCUACGAGUUCACCUUCCGCCGCUUCUUCGACGGCUACGGACACCCGUACAGCUGCCCCAAACCCAUCGAGUACGACGGCUACGACGAGGACUGCGAGGGCGCGCCGCCGGACGCACAGAGCCAGGAGCAGGUCUACGUGUAGAUGACCACCACGAAAACCCGUUUACUUUAUUCUACGAGGAAAAACGGGAACCAGAAUCUCCGUCUUACAAAAAUCCCCACUAUGUUUUCUUAAAACUAUCUUGAUCUGGGGGGAGGUUUGGACCCUUAAACCCCGCCCCCAACACAAAAGAAUCGGCGUGCUCUUCAACCCUCAAAAGCCUUAAUUUAUUUAAAGCUGUAGAUACCGCUUGAGUAUUGCUGCGUUUUUCAGAGAAAUUUCCAGAAUUUGUCCUAAUUUAUAUUUGAAUGCGUUUCCCUGGGUAUGUAUUUCAUAGCAGGGAGGAGUGGCUCCCAUGAUCCUUUGCUGUGCCUCUUGUUUUGAUUCUGUGGUUUUACCAAAUAUUACGAGGGUCAAUAAUCAGACUGGCAUUUAAAUGAGUAGCAGUAGCUGAUUGUACUACACUAGUUUUAUUUUUCUAAUUUAUACUUAAAGUGUAUUUAUAAAUGAAGUUGUAUACAGGUUGUACAUAGCCCCGCCCCCUUCUCUCUGGACAGGCCAGUGUCUGUUUCUGACAGGAACUCUGAACUUUACAUCAUCAACCAAAGCACUAAAAAUGUGGGUCCGGAGCCCCGAUGAACCCGCAUGUGGAGGAAACACUAUGAAUUAUGGGUAAUCACACUAUGUAGCACCUGAUGGGAGGUGGACUCCUCCUCACGUGUCGAGUGGGGGUUUACUCGCUGUCCUUCCAUUUGUAGGAAAAAAAAACCUGAAUGUAGUUGUCGUGGCGACGCCUCACCCAGCACUGGUUUUGUUUUAAGUUUAUUUUUCAUACAUGUGAUUCUGGGACGAGGGGUCAGGAAUAAACAGAUUUUAAAGGA
This is a messenger RNA of Oryzias melastigma (Indian medaka), 4740 nucleotides long. RefSeq names its product large tumor suppressor kinase 1 (gene lats1). Bases 686 to 3901 code for a protein of 1071 amino acids. Gene Ontology annotation, molecular function: protein serine/threonine kinase activity; ATP binding. The transcript is spliced from 8 exons. The record is from RefSeq and is a predicted model, not a curated record. NCBI's taxonomy places the organism in Eukaryota, Metazoa, Chordata, Actinopteri, Beloniformes, Adrianichthyidae. Gene Ontology annotation, biological process: peptidyl-serine phosphorylation; regulation of organ growth; positive regulation of apoptotic process.